GAACUAAAUCCAGCGGUAUAUUAGCGGAACAGAAUAUAAGACACAGGCAUCAGGAAAGGAUGCUGCAUCUUGCUAACUAUAAAGGACAAUGAAAUAUGUUUCUGAGGCGGAAGUGCGUCAGUUUUUGUAGUCCGGGCAACAUGAGUGGAUUCAUCGAUUGUCACUGUCACCUUGCAGCCCCGGAUUUCCUCACAGAUAUCGAUACAGUGAUAGAGCAAGCGAAAAAGGCUGGACUUCUAGCUCUUGUGGCAGUAGCAGAGCAUUCUGGAGAAUUUGAAAGGCUUAUCGAGCUUUCAGACAAGUAUUCUGGGUUUGUGCUCCCAUGUCUUGGUGUUCAUCCAGUGCAAGGAAAUCCACCACAUGAACAGCGUGCUGCCACUCUUCAGGAUUUGCAGGCUGCACUUCCAUUGAUAGAAAAAUAUAAAGAAUAUUUACUGGCAAUUGGAGAGGUUGGAUUGGAUUUCACUCCACGAUUUGCCAGCACUGAGGCACAGAAAAAUGAACAGAGAAAGGUCUUCAUUGAACAGAUUCAAAUUGCAAAGCGGCUGGAUUUACCAUUAAAUGUACAUUCCCGCUCUGCUGGGCGUCCAACCAUUAAUCUUCUGAAGGAACAAGGAGCUAAGAAAGUGUUGCUUCAUGCUUUUGAUGGAAAACCCUCAGUAGCCAUGGAAGGGGUGAAAGCUGGAUUUUUCUUUUCAAUUCCACCAUCUAUCAUAAGGAGCGAGCAGAAGCAGAAAUUGGUGAAGCAGCUGCCACUAGAGUUUAUCUGCUUGGAGACAGACUCUCCAGCAUUAGGGCCAGAGAAACAGGUGGGUAUAUGAUGAAACAGUUACCUUUGCAAUGGAACAGUGCACAGGAAGCAGCUGACACCUGUGAUGAUCACACAUGGCUGCCUUGAAGCAUUCUAUGGCAUAAAACCUGGGGGAAAUCAUUGACCUUCAUUGCUAUGGGCACUAUAGAGUAGGUGGUUGACUGUCCCUGCAGCUGUUUCUGAACCAGGUAGCAUCAUCGAUCCCAUUCUAUCCUGUUAGGCCUGCACCUCAUCAUGCUGUGUUCCUCCUCCAUUAAGCUCAGAUAGCUGCUUCGGUUGCACUAGAUCCACUGCCAGUAGUAGUACAUUUGCCACAUCAUUUACCAGAGUUUUUCAUGACAGGACUCUAAAGCAACCUCCAAGAGUACAUUUUUUAAAACGUUUAAUAAACGUUUGUUAAUCCAUUUUUGAAAGACCAGGAAUACUCUGAGCAGAGUUAUACAAUGGAAAUUGUAGUGCAAUUUAGUCUUUGAUAAUGGUGACUCUUACCAUAUAUUCUACAGCAAUAUUAGCCUAUUAAUGCUUUAAAUCACUAUAGAACCUUUAACUCAUCUACCUUUUUGCUAAAAUGAACAGACAAAAGAAAUAAAGGGGUAAACUUUUAGUUUGGACCCCAAAUCGGUGCUAUAUUAAGAAGAGUGCCCACCCAGUUGACAGUUGGCAGGCUCAAACCACUUUCAGAUUUGAGCUUCAUCAUCAUUUUGUCAGCUAACUAUGAGCAAUCCACUACAGUUCACCACCCUCCUGAGGCAGAAAAUUGGCUAGCUAUGGUAUGCAAUCAACCUGCUGGUGAAACACCAUUAUUGCACCUCUAUCCAGUAUCGAUACAGCAAGAAGUGGUAAUCUUGUGCUAUUCUCGAAACCAUCUAACAAUCAGGCAUGAUGUGGCACCGUGACAAUUCCAGAUAAUCAGCAAGGUGUCUUUUCCAAGCAAUAGAUCACAUGAUAUUAGCAGCUUACACAUUACCAAGAAGGAUAAAAAGUGCUAAUGUAAGAUGAGAAAGAGUAUCCGGCUAGUUCAAGGAAACAGAAAAUAGCAUUUUAAUUUCUGGCUGAAUUACCAAAAGAAACUCCAUUAGGUGAACUUUUCCACUAUUAAAUGGGUCCAGAUUUUGCUGUAGAAUAUAUGGUAAGAGUCACCAUUAUCAAAGACUAAAUUGGACUACAAUUUCCAGUGACCCCAUAUAUGCAGUUAAACAUGGAAAUCAGGCAGUAUCUAUCUGAGAUGCCCUGCUUCACCAGAAGCUUCACUGUAGCAGCAUCUCACUGAAAGACUCAGCAUUGAAACACAUGGAACAUAGUGAAGUUGUGGUCUUGUGGUACUUACAUAAUAGAUUGCCACUAAACCUACCAGAAAGCGGUAUGACUUCUCCAUUGAUGUAUAAGCAAUUUUUUUAUGGCACACCAAGUCUUAAUUACUGCUAAACAACAUCUCUGAUACUGAAAAUGAACUACUACAAAUGUGGAUUUUCACUCCAGAUGUUAAUUAUUGUUUGAGAUUUUAAAAAUUAAAAAUGUACAUAAGAAACAGAAAAAAUAAAAUUACAUUUUUAUCUCCCAUAA
This is a messenger RNA of Carcharodon carcharias (great white shark), 2374 nucleotides long. It is a transcript of the gene tatdn3, whose product is annotated as TatD DNase domain containing 3. The transcript has 10 exons. The record is from RefSeq and is a predicted model, not a curated record. Gene Ontology annotation, molecular function: hydrolase activity, acting on ester bonds. NCBI's taxonomy places the organism in Eukaryota, Metazoa, Chordata, Chondrichthyes, Lamniformes, Lamnidae. The coding region runs from base 96 to 821 and encodes 241 amino acids.